Coregonus clupeaformis (lake whitefish) is the source of this 2335-nucleotide messenger RNA. RefSeq lists its product as uncharacterized. Gene Ontology annotation, cellular component: condensed nuclear chromosome. The coding region runs from base 193 to 2103 and encodes 636 amino acids. Gene Ontology annotation, biological process: DNA recombination; meiotic DNA double-strand break formation; homologous chromosome pairing at meiosis. The record is from RefSeq and is a predicted model, not a curated record. NCBI's taxonomy places the organism in Eukaryota, Metazoa, Chordata, Actinopteri, Salmoniformes, Salmonidae. The transcript has 8 exons.
CCUCUGCAAUAUAACCGUUAUUCAUAUCAAACAACCAGCUGUGUUCAUGUGUUAUUGAUUACCGAAAAGGAGCUAGCUAGCUAGCUAACUACAACAAGUUUCCCAUUAGCCAUAUCUUUUUUUGAAGUAGCAUAUAAUUGCCUUGCUAGCCAACUACAUAGUUGGCUACUACAUGACCACAGUGAAAUAACAAUGAAUCCCAAUGUGUGGAAUAUCAAAGAGAUUUUAAGCAUCCCAACUGGAUCCAUUGUGCCCAAGAUCACCAGCAGGAAUGGCGCUACCAGUGACUACUCCAGCUUGACAGACUCACAGUUCCUGUUUGGAUCCCAGUUUUGGCCUGAAAACUCCCAGGGCAUGUCACAGGACAUGGGCUUUUCAAACAGAACAUCUGGUAGCUCACAGUCACAGGAGGCAAGUGAGCCAAAGAUUUUAAGCAAUUACCAUUCCAAACCAUUCCUGUUCGGAGACGGAAAGGACAAAGGGAAGGCACCAAGCUUUACAAGUGGCAAAGCAAUUGGCGUACUGGACAGGUUUGAAGAGGACAAGAAAAAGGCAAAAGAAAAGUGUGAGAGUGACAUUCUCACCUCUGGAUUUCUACAAUUUCGUGAAAAACUUGAAAAUAUUAAGCUCUCUGUAAAUCACAUUGAUGAGAGCACUACAACAGGCAACAAAGAUUUUGCAGAUUUUGCAAAGACAUUGCAGCAAAACAUAGCCAGUCUGCAGGAUGGCUUUGCACAGCAGUUUGAGGCCAUGCUGAAUAAACUGAGCUCCCAGAAUCAGAUGCUGAAAGAGAUGGAGGACAGCGCUGCCAAGACGGGUGUGGCGACUACAGCACUCAGCUCCCACAUGCAGGGCCUGCAGCAGAAUCUGGAGGUCCUGAGACAUGAGCAGAGCCGAGAUCAAAGCAUGCUAGGAGAAGCCCUGUCCCUUCUAGGCACCUUGGUUUCCCAGCACGGGUCCGAACUCCUCCCCACACCUAUCAGGGUGACAGACAGCACGGUCCAGACAUCCCCAGGACUGGUAGAGAGGUUCUGCCUGGUGAGUGAGGAGAAGAGGUACUUCGAAGGUGUACGUCUCUGUGGUGCGACAGCGGUCUCAGCGCCUUGUAAAGCAGUGGCAUCAUGUGGUGUAGGGGAGACGGGAGGAGAGGCAGCAGGGCGGCUGCCCCCUUCAGAUAGAGGACCCAGAGGAGGACCCUCAGAGACAUGUGACCAGGGCCAGGCCACAGCCCCCAGAGCUCUGUACCCUCCUCCUGUGAUGAUGGGGGAGGUGGAGGAGGAUCAGCUGGAGCGGUGUAGCCAGAUGGUGCUGGAUGAGCCGGCUAAGACUUCCUGGCAGGGGGUGUACCCAUACCGCACAUGCUCUACCGCUGUGACUCAUGAACCAGGAAGAGGUGCCACAGCCCUACACUAUCCUAUGCAGGGCCUACAAGACCCCAGCACAUCGGGGGGCGCUCCAGCUCUACAGUACCCCAUGCAGGGCUUUCAGAACCCCAGCAGAGCCUACGCGCUUCUACAGGACGUGACCAUCAGGAGCACCCGCACCAUCAUGAACCCCCACUGCGACCCGGAGCAGAGCAGCCAGCCCGACCACAGCGAGCCUGCAGCGGUCCCCUCAGAGAGCCCCAGGGGCAGGAGCACCAUGGCUGGACGUAGGUUCACCCAGAGAGGCCAGGGACAGAGGAAACAGCCCUUCAGAAGCAGGAGGAGGGCACUGAUGCCACCACAGACCAGGAGUAACGGUGGAUUAGCGGGCAGGGGUCGGGAUGAGAACCGACAGCCCCUCAAAAACCAAAGGAGGCAGGGAGCUGGAUCGACUGGCAAGGAGCAGCAUGAUCCCAACAGGAUGGAAAUGGACACACUCAAACCAGAAGCGCAGAAACGACAGCAGGACAAGGAGGAAAAGUCUAAGAAAGCUACUGGAGGCUACCGCAACCCUUUCAGCUUGUGGUCCCAGGAAAGUAACAGCUCUGUGUGCGGGGCCACAGGGAACAACGCCAGGCCUGCCUGGGAAAAGACACCAUCGCCACCAUCGCCCCAGGCUGUCUCAAAGAGAAACAGAGGCUUAUGGCAGCUGUUUGACAUGAACUGUGAUUCUGACUGAUGUCUGAUGGGGAAUCAGGAUGUCAGUGUAGGAAGGUAUUGAGGAGGGAGUUGUUUGACAAGCUGUUGUUGUGUUUGGUUGACCUCACUGUUGACCUCACUGUGGUUUUGACAACAAAAUUCACAGUCAAAAUGUUAUUUUCCAUCGAUUCCCUAUGUUUGUGUUUUCAAAACCCUUUACACUGUAAAUGUUAUAUCAGACUUUCUCAUUAAGAUUAAACAUAUUCUACAAA